Messenger RNA from Brenthis ino (lesser marbled fritillary), 243 nucleotides. The record is from the annotation of a GenBank genome assembly. Lineage: Eukaryota; Metazoa; Arthropoda; Insecta; Lepidoptera; Nymphalidae.
AUGAUAAAUACAAAAGAGUCGUCCACCGGCCACCGGCCGUGGGGACGAAAUGCGGAGUUUAAAUUAAAUGCAGCGAAUUUCAAACAGGAUUGUGACACGAAUCUCUUACAGUCUAAAUACAAACGCCGUCCCUCGGCGCUUCCGGCGACCGGACGGCGACCGGACGGCGACCGAGCGGCGACCACCGGCGCCCACUCUGAACGAACGGUGUUAAGUAUUGAGCCGUUCACUUGUUACUGGCGG